Molecule: messenger RNA, 6065 nt
Organism: Cyprinodon tularosa
Lineage: Eukaryota; Metazoa; Chordata; Actinopteri; Cyprinodontiformes; Cyprinodontidae
Gene: cps1
Product: carbamoyl-phosphate synthase 1, mitochondrial
Exons: 38
Coding region: 192-4712 (1506 amino acids)
Biological process (GO): 'de novo' pyrimidine nucleobase biosynthetic process; L-arginine biosynthetic process; L-glutamine metabolic process
Cellular component (GO): carbamoyl-phosphate synthase complex; cytoplasm
Molecular function (GO): carbamoyl-phosphate synthase (glutamine-hydrolyzing) activity; ATP binding; metal ion binding
Source: RefSeq, a predicted model, not a curated record
GUGCGGAACAACAAAUGCUCAGCGGCCAAUCCGCUGCAAACUUUCAAACGCUCCCUUCAUGACAGCCUGUGGCCCCUGAAAACACGAGUGGGACAAGGAACUCUCUACUUGAUAUUAUUUCCAAUAUUCUAUAGGACUACUGUCCGCUUUUACCCCUCAGAGGUUACUAAACAGGGGAACUUAAAACUAACAUGACCAAAAUCCUGUUGGCGUGCGGCGUGGUUAAAUCUCUGAGAAAAGGAUGCGUGGUUUGCAGGAAAGUGGGCAACGCGUGGGGCUGGCCAAAACUUCAGUCUGCGAAACUUUUCAGUGUCAAGGCACAGACAGCUCACCUGGUCCUGGAGGAUGGAACCAGGAUGAAAGGGUUUUCCUUUGGGCAUAAUGGCUCUGUAGCUGGGGAACUUGUCUUCAAUACAGGCCUGGUUGGGUACCCUGAGGCCCUGACUGACCCCAGCUACAGAGGUCAAAUCUUAACCCUGACAUACCCCAUUGUUGGGAACUAUGGAGUACCUAACACCCAGGAGAUGGAUGAACUUGGUCUAAGAAAACAUGUGGAGUCUGCAAAUAUCCAGGUGUCUGGACUCCUUGUUCAAGACUACAGUCAUGAAUACAGCCACUGGAAUUCUGUAAAGUCUUUGGGUCAGUGGCUAAAAGAAGAAAAGGUUCCUGCGCUCUUCGGAAUAGACACUAGAAUGUUAACCAAGAUUAUCAGAGACCAGGGCACUGUUUUGGCAAAGAUUGAGUUUGAUGGGCAGCCUAUAGAAAUAUCUGACCCCAACCAGAAAAACCUAAUAGAAGAAGUUUCAACUAAGGAGAUCCAAGUUUUUGGAAAAGGCAACCCAAUCAAAAUUGUAGCUGUUGACUGUGGUAUUAAACAUAAUAUAAUCCGGCUGUUGGUUAAGCGAGGUGCAGAGGUCCACCUUGUGCCAUGGGACCAGGAUUUGCUGAGCUUGGACUAUGAUGGCUUGUUUAUAUCAAACGGACCAGGAGACCCGUCUUUGGCUGAAAAACUCAUCAACAAUGUGCGCAAGGUGUUACAGAGUGAUCGGCCUCAGCCAGUGUUUGGGAUCUGCAUGGGCAAUCAGAUAACAGCUCUGGCUGCAGGAGCAAAGUCAUAUAAACUGCCAAUGGGUAACAGAGGGCAGAACCAGCCAGUGGUGAAUUUGAUGACAGGACAGGCCUUCAUAACAGCACAAAACCAUGGUUACGGCAUUGACAGCAAGUCUCUGCCAGCAGGCUGGAGCCCACUUUUCGUCAAUGCUAAUGAUGGCACCAAUGAGGGCAUCAUGCACAACAGUAAGCCUGUUUUCACGGCCCAGUUCCAUCCGGAAGCUAAGGGUGGUCCCACUGACACAGAGUUUCUAUUUGAUGCCUUUAUAUCACUGAUAAAGAAUGGAGAAAAUGCUAACAUUGUGUCAGUGAUGCCCAAAAAGUCCUGCAUCCCUACCAGAGCAAAGGUUUCAAAAGUGCUGGUAUUGGGGUCAGGUGGUCUGUCUAUCGGCCAGGCUGGAGAGUUUGACUAUUCCGGAUCUCAGGCUAUCAAAGCCAUGAAGGAGGAAAAUCUGAAGACGGUGCUCAUGAACCCAAACAUAGCAUCUGUUCAGACCAAUGAAGUGGGCUCCAAGCAGGCAGACUCUGUCUACUUCCUUCCAGUGACGCCACAAUUUGUAACAGAAGUGAUUAAAGCUGAGCGUCCUGAUGGCAUCCUUCUCUCCAUGGGUGGACAGACUGCACUUAAUUGUGGAGUGGAAUUAUUCCAGCAUGGCAUUUUGGAGAAGUAUGGGGUGAAAGUCUUAGGGACCCCAGUGGAAUCCAUCAUGGCAACAGAGGACCGGCAGCUUUUUGCUGACAAACUAAUGGAGAUCAAUGAGAAGAUUGCACCCAGCAUUGCUGUGAAGUCGGUGUGUGAUGCUUUAAAAGCAGCAGAGAAGAUAGGAUAUCCAGUCAUGUUACGAUCAGCCUAUGCACUGGGAGGUCUGGGAUCUGGUCUGUGUGCUGAAAAAGAGAAGCUGGAGGAAACUGCACAGAAGGCUCUUGCUAUGAGCAGUCAGAUUCUGGUGGAGAAGUCUUUACUUGGCUGGAAGGAGGUGGAAUAUGAGGUUGUGCGAGAUGUGGCUGAUAACUGCGUUACAGUCUGUAACAUGGAGAAUUUUGAUCCACUGGGAAUUCACACUGGUGACUCCAUAGUAGUAGCACCAAGUCAAACAUUGUCCAAUGAAGAGUACCACAUGCUCCGUGAGACGGCUAUUAAGGUGGUGCGGCACCUGGGAAUUGUGGGCGAAUGUAACAUCCAGUAUGCUCUCCAUCCAUCAUCUCUGGAGUACUGCAUCAUUGAAGUGAACGCUCGACUCUCAAGGAGCUCAGCUUUGGCAUCCAAAGCUACUGGGUACCCCUUGGCAUUUGUAGCUGCUAAGUUAGCUCUGGGAAUCCCUUUGCCAGACAUCAAAAACGCUGUGUCAGAGAAGACCACUGCCUGCUUUGAGCCAAGUUUAGACUACAUUGUCACCAAGAUUCCCCGCUGGGACCUGGACCGCUUUCAGGGCAUGUCUCGGGAAAUAGGUAGUGCCAUGAAAAGUGUUGGAGAGGUGAUGGCGGUUGGCCGGACGUUUGAGGAGAGUGUGCAGAAGGCCUUGAGGAUGUGUCAUCCAUCUGUGGAGGGCUUUGUUCCCCGGCUGCCACUCAAGAAAGCCUGGGGCAACACACAAAACCUUCAACAGGAGCUCGCUGUGCCCUCCAGCACCCGCAUCUUCUCCCUUGCCAAGGCGCUGCAUAAUGGUAUGAAUGUUGAUCAAAUUCAUCAGCUCACGGCCAUAGAUAAGUGGUUCCUCCACAAACUUCGCAGAAUAACAGAGCUGGAGCAAAACCUUGGAAACUAUAACAGUGCCACUGUACCCCGAGAGCUUUUGUUGGAAGCGAAGCAGAAUGGCUUUUCAGACCAGCAGAUUGGUCAGAUCCUGGGCUGCAGUGCGGUAGCUGCUAGAGAGCUGAGGAUCAGUAAUGGCAUCAAACCCUGGGUAAAACAGAUUGACACAUUAGCAGCUGAGUACCCAGCAAUGACCAACUAUUUGUACUGCACGUACCACGGUCAGGAGCAUGAUCUGGAGUUCAAAGAUCAGGGAAUUAUGGUUCUUGGCUGUGGACCUUACCACAUUGGUAGCAGCGUUGAGUUCGACUGGUGUGCAGUGUCCUGCAUCAGAGCCUUGAGACAAAUUGGCAAGAAGACAGUGGUGGUCAACCACAACCCUGAAACAGUCAGCACCGACUUUGACGAGUGUGACCACCUUUACUUUGAAGAGCUGACACUGGAACGCAUACUUGAUAUAACCCAACAAGAGGAGUGCUCCGGUAGUAUUGUGUCUGUAGGAGGUCAGAUCCCAAACAACUUGGCCAUCCCUUUGCACAACAGUGGAGUAAAGAUUCUGGGGACAAGCCCUCUGCAGAUUGACCGGGCUGAGGAACGGUCAAUCUUUUCUAGCAUUCUGGAUGAUCUUGAGGUGGCCCAAGCUCCAUGGAAGGCACUAAGUUCCCUGGAUGAUGCCUUUUCAUUCGCCAACCAUGUGGGCUAUCCUUGCUUGCUUCGACCGUCCUAUGUUCUUAGUGGCUCUGCCAUGAAUGUUGUCCAUGGGGAGGAAGAAAUGAAACGCUUCUUGGAGGAGGCUACACAGGUUUCCCAGGAUCAUCCAGUCGUUAUCACAAAGUUUAUACGAGGUGCCAGAGAAGUAGAAGUGGAUGCUGUGGCUAGCAAUGGGAAGGUUCUUGUCCAUGCUAUAACAGAGCAUGUAGAAGAUGCUGGUGUACACUCAGGGGAUGCCACCUUGAUCCUUCCAACCCAGUCCAUCAGCCAGGGAGCUUUAGAGAAGGUUAAACUUGCCACCCGUAAAAUUGCACAAGCAUUUGAAAUUUCAGGGCCCUUUAAUACCCAAUUCCUUAUUAAAGGCAACGAUGUCAUGGUAAUAGAGUGUAAUCUGCGGGCAUCGCGGUCGUUCCCUUUUGUAUCUAAAACAAUUGGUGUCGACUUUAUCAAUGUAGCGACUAAAGUGAUGGUGGGAGAGCCUUUAGAUGAGUCUUGUCUGCCUUCACUGGAGAAACCAAUCAUUCCAGUCGACUAUGUUGGAAUCAAGGCACCAAUGUUUUCUUGGCCACGACUAAGGGAUGCAGACCCUGUUCUCCGCUGUGAGAUGGCUUCCACUGGAGAAGUAGCUUGUUUUGGACCAAACAUUUAUUCAGCUUUCCUGAAGGCCAUCCUCUCCACAGGAUUUAAGCUUCCACAGAAGGGCAUCUUGAUUGGGAUUCAGCAAUCUUUCCGACCAAAUUUCCUUGCUACAGCACAUCAGCUGAAAGAAGAAGGCUUCAAGCUCUAUGCUACUGAAGCUACCUCAGCCUGGUUGUGUGCCAAUGACGUAAAUGCCAUUCCAGUGGCUUGGCCCUCUGAAAAAGAAGAAAACACAACAUUGCCAAGUAUAAAAAGAUUGAUAAGUGAGGGCCAUAUUGACCUGGUUGUCAAUUUGCCCAAUAACAACACACGCCAUCUGCACGAUAACUUCCUGAUACGAAGAAUGGCAGUUGACCAUGGUGUUCCCCUCAUUACAAAUUUUCAGGUGGUGAAGUUGUUCGCUGAAGCCAUUGGUUAUGCAGGUGAUCUUGACACAACAAGCCUGUUUCAUUACCGACAGAAGAAAGGCCAACGAAAACAAGCCAGUCACAAAGGAUAGAUUUGCCUUCUCAUCUUAUAAAUACUUUAAAAUAUAUAGACAGUGGUGUCAAAAGUACACACAUUUGUUUCUUCAGUAGAAGUAUAGAUACUGCAGUUGAAAAACAGUCAAUCAACUUAACCUCUUUACUCAAGUAAAAGUGAAAAAGUUUUUUUUAGUUUAGUUAGUUUUUUAAGUCAAAUUUUCACUAAUGCUUUCAGAAUGCCUGAAAGUUAAAAUUUAGAAACACGCUCAAACAGACUUUAGGCCUACAGACAUUUUUAAGAAAAGGCCAUCAUUGCUUUUUAAUUCUACACUUGUUACUAUGAAAGAAAUAUUGGUGGAUAAAGUGUUUAUCUAAUUUUUUUUUAUCAAAAACUCCUUUCUUUUUUUAAAGGAAGUCAAAUAUCAAGGUUGAGUAAUAUACUGUGCUAUUUUUUAUUUUUUUUUUGUUGUUAAACAUGGCACUCCACAAGCUAGUAAGGCAAAUUAAUUCAGUUCAUAGAGGUAUAAACAAAUAUUCAAUCAAGCACAUGAUUCAUUCAUAGAUGCCUCUCUAGGAUGUAUGAAUCUGGACGUCAUUCAAGAACAAAAUAUUAACCACUCAAGUCUUAAAGGUGCAUAUUUUUCCUCUUGUGUUUUGGCUAAAGUAUUUUAUUAAGCAUUUUGGUUUAAGACUUAAAUGUAAUUCUACUUUACAUAUUAUUUUAAUAUCCUAUCUGAGCUUUUAAUAUAAUUGUUCAAAUGUUAGCUUUAUAUUUGAUUGUGUAUUAUUGUUUCACACUAACACAGUCAUUUGAUUUUGAGGACAAACUGACAUUAAUAUUUAGGGGUGGACUGUAUACAUAAUAUUUGUUAUACCCUUUCUUUAAGUUUUUUUGUGUGUGUUGUAACCAAACACAAAACACAUUUAACUUAAGACUAUAACCUUCUGAUAACCUUACCUAUUUUUUAUUUUUUCACUCUGAGGUAUACACUUUCCUUUAUCAACAAAUGUCUGUCACAGGCUUAAAUCUCUGUAUUUAAACACUUAUAAAAUAGAUGUCCUUUGCAUAUUAGAUCUAAUGACUUUCUGAAGUUCACCUGUAUGAAUGAAGUUGAAUUAAAGAUGAAUCACGAUUUAUACAAAGAAGUCGCUACUAUUUUGUUAUUCCAUUAAUAUCUUAUUUCUUAUAUAUCCAUCCGCUAUUUGGUUUUGAAAAAUUAUACUUUAUCCAACAGAUUGUGAAUUCAACAGGUACUACUUUACUACAAAUAAAAAUAAUAACCACUUUUCUAUUUUCAUUAUGAGUUUACAGGUACUGUAAUAGGAAUGUGACAGAAAAUCUCCCUUUUGUGUCUGUUUGUCAAAAUAUUUGUUAAUAAUAAAAGGCU